UAAAGGCGGGGUCUCGGUGUCUGGAUUUAGCCCGCCCCUCGUUUCCGCCUUGCGUGGGCGCGCUGCUAGCGCGGAACCCGAACGCGGGUCAGGGCGGCACUUUGAACCAGGCUCGGGGGUGGGCCGGGGCGGGACCUGACCGAGGCUAAGCUGCGUUUGGAACCCCUGUAGCCAGCGCUCAGUUGCGCAGAAUUCGAGCUAUGGCGUCCGAGGCGCGCGUAUCGCGCUGGUACUUCGGGGGGCUAGCCUCAUGUGGGGCCGCCUGCUGCACGCACCCCCUAGACCUGCUGAAGGUGCACUUGCAGACACAGCAGGAGGUGACGCUGCGCAUGUCGGGCAUGGCCAUGCGGGUGGUGCGCUCUGACGGCCUCCUGGCACUCUACAACGGCCUCAGUGCCUCCCUGUGCAGACAGAUGACGUACUCCCUGACACGCUUUGCUAUCUAUGAGACCUUUCGGGAUAAGAUGACCAGGGGCAGCCAGGGCCCCCCACCCUUCUACCAGAAGGUGCUCCUGGGCGCUGUCAGUGGCUGCAUUGGAGGUUUCAUGGGGACCCCUGCCGACAUGGUGAACGUCAGGAUGCAGAAUGACAUGAAGCUGCCUCAGAAUCAGCGUCGGAACUAUGCCCAUGCUCUGGAUGGCCUGUUCCGAGUGGCUCGUGAAGAGGGCCUGAAGAAGCUGUUCUCAGGUGCCACCAUGGCUUCCAGUCGAGGGAUGCUGGUCACUGUGGGCCAGCUGUCCUGCUACGACCAAGCCAAGCAGCUGGUCCUCAGCACAGGCUACCUGGCCGACAACAUCCUUACCCAUUUUCUGGCCAGCUUCAUCGCAGGCGGAUGUGCCACCAUCCUGUGCCAGCCACUAGACGUGCUCAAGACGCGUCUGAUGAACUCCAAGGGCGAGUACCAGGGUGUUCUCCACUGCGCCAUGGAGACGGCCAAGCUGGGACCACUGGCCUUUUAUAAGGGCCUCGUGCCUGCUGGCAUCCGCCUCAUGCCGCACACCAUGCUCACCUUUGUGUUUCUGGAGCAGCUGCGCAAACACUUUGGCAUCAGAGUGCCAUCCUGACCGAUGGAUGCUGGGCUCUGCUGGACUGGGGGAAGAGCCCAGGGCCCCACCUGCAGCCCUUCUCGUCCACCUGGGCCAGAGUUCAGUCAAUGCUCGUAUCCACUCCCAGCCUGUGGCCCCACCUCCUGUGGGGUCUGCAUCCGGGUGGGAGAGCAGCCCUGGAGGCACUGGGGUCUAAGGGCCCCUCUCCUGGGCUCCCAGCUCCACUUUCCAGAAGCUUCCAGGGCAGCCCUGGGAGGCAUUACCAGUGACACACGUGCACUUUCACCUUAGAGAGGGACCAGAACUUCUCCCCAUGCUCAGAGGGUGUCGGGCAGGUGAGUGAGUGGUAGGAGAGGACCCAAGAGACCCCAGCCCCCACAUUAAUUUAACAGUGUCACCAAAACUCAGCAUUCGGCGGCUGCUGCUUGCUGUCUUCAGCGACUGUUCAUGUGCUGCCCCUGCCCCGGCUGUCCAGGCAGAGCUACUGGGCUGUGGCUGAGGGCACCUCUCUCUGCAUGGCAAUCACUCAGCAGCUGAGAUUCCAGCACCCAUUUUCCACAGCCAAAGGAACCAGUCUGCCUGCCCCAUACCCCGUGCUGGGCCUGCCCCACAGGUCCUGACACUGUCCCUCUGUGCGGGGUUGCUAAUAAACUGCAGUGACUG
This is a messenger RNA of Erinaceus europaeus (western European hedgehog), 1709 nucleotides long. RefSeq names its product solute carrier family 25 member 10 (gene SLC25A10). The transcript has 11 exons. Bases 201 to 1064 code for a protein of 287 amino acids. Gene Ontology annotation, molecular function: malate transmembrane transporter activity; succinate transmembrane transporter activity; antiporter activity. Gene Ontology annotation, biological process: oxaloacetate transport; malate transmembrane transport; thiosulfate transport. Lineage: Eukaryota; Metazoa; Chordata; Mammalia; Eulipotyphla; Erinaceidae. The record is from RefSeq and is a predicted model, not a curated record. Gene Ontology annotation, cellular component: mitochondrial membrane.